Molecule: messenger RNA, 2606 nt
Organism: Sebastes umbrosus (honeycomb rockfish)
Lineage: Eukaryota; Metazoa; Chordata; Actinopteri; Perciformes; Sebastidae
Gene: sacm1la
Product: SAC1 like phosphatidylinositide phosphatase a
Exons: 21
Coding region: 107-1867 (586 amino acids)
Biological process (GO): phosphatidylinositol dephosphorylation
Cellular component (GO): endoplasmic reticulum
Molecular function (GO): phosphatidylinositol-4-phosphate phosphatase activity
Source: RefSeq, a predicted model, not a curated record
GGCUUUACAAGCACUGCGCCCUCCACGGGCUCAGCGUGUAUCUGGCAACACACAGAGCCGCUGUCACUGCUGCUGACGUCACUGAGGUCAGGUAGACGGAGCAAAGAUGGCGACCGCCUACGAGAGAUACAACCUGCACACAACCCCAGAGAAGUUCUUCAUCGAGGCCUGCGAUGAGGGGGCGGACGCUGUGCUGGCCAUCGACAGGGUCUCAAAUGAGAUGACCCUCACAGGUAAGAAAGACGUCCCCCCCUCGGCGGUCACCAGGCCGAUAUGUGGCAUCAUGGGGACCAUUCGCAUGGUAGCAGGGAUGUACCUGAUCGUCAUCACCAGGAAGAGGAACGUGGGCAGCCUGCUGGGCCACGCCGUGUGGAAGGCAGUGGACUUUGACGUGAUCUCUUAUAAGAAGACGGUGCUGCAUCUCUCAGAGAUCCAGUCUCAGGAGAACAAGACUUUCCUGUCCAUGAUCAACAACGUGAUGAUGACAGACGGCUUCUACUUCUGCACCGACUACGACCUGACACACACUCUGCAGCGGCUGGCCAACACCAGCCCCGACUUCCAGGAGAUGAGUCUGCUGGAGAGGGCAGAUCAGAGGUUUGUGUGGAACGGGAACCUCCUGAGAGAACUGGCUGCACAGCCAGAGCUUCACAAGUUUGCACUUCCUGUUGUCCAUGGAUUCAUCGUCAUGAAGCCGUGUCGUGUCAACGGAAAGAUCUUUGAGUGGAUCCUCAUAUCCAGGAGAAGCUGCUUCCGGGCCGGCGUCAGAUACUACGUUAGAGGCAUCGACUCCGAGGGCCACGCUGCUAACUUUGUGGAGACUGAGCAGAUAGUUUUGUACGAGGGAGCGAAGGCUUCAUUUAUACAGACACGAGGCUCCAUUCCCUUUUACUGGAGUCAGAGGCCCAACCUCAAAUACAAACCUAAACCUAUCAUCAACAAAACCACCAAUCACAUGGAUGGUUUCCAGAGGCACUUUGACUCUCAGCUCCUCAUCUAUGGGAAGCAAAGCAUUCUGAACCUGGUGAAUCAGAAAGGCUCAGAGAAGCCACUAGAACAGGCCUUUGCCAAGAUGGUGUCUGGCAUGAACAAUGGUAUGCUCAACUACAUCGCCUUCGACUUCCACAAAGAGUGCAGCCACAUGAGAUGGGACCGUCUCCAGGUCUUAGUGGAUGCUGUCGCUGAGACACAAGAUGAAUACGGUUACUUCAUGGUGAACUCGGAGGGGAAGACGGUGGCCCAGCAGAGAGGAGUCUUCCGCAGUAACUGCAUGGACUGCCUGGACCGGACCAACGUCAUCCAGAGCCUGCUGGCCCGACGCUCCCUCCAGUCUCAGCUUCAGAGGAUGGGGGUUCUGAAUGUGGGUCAGCGGAUUGAAGAGCAGGCUGAGUUUGAAAAGAUCUACAAGAACGCAUGGGCUGACAAUGCCAACGCAUGCGCUGUACAGUACGCCGGAACUGGAGCCUUGAAAACAGACUUCACCAGGACGGGGAAGAGGACCAGGUGGGGGCUGCUGAUGGAUGGCUGGAACUCAAUGAUCCGCUACUACAAAAACAACUUCUCUGAUGGAUUCAGACAGGACUCCAUCGACCUGUUUCUUGGUAACUUCGCUGUGGAUGAGUCUGAUGGACCGACUCCUCUUCGUGUGCAGAAGGACUGGAAGUUCCUUACACUGCCCAUCAUCAUGCUGGUGGCCUUUUCCAUGUGCAUCGUCUGUCUUCUCAUGGCUGGGGACACGUGGACAGAGACCCUGGCCUACGUGAUGUUCUGGGGGGCUGCCAGUGCGAUCACAGCCACCAUCAUCCUGUUUAACGGCCAAGACUUUGUAGACGCCCCCAAACUGGUUCACAAGGAGAAGCUGGACUGAGGGUCUGGACUUCAGGCUGAUCUGCUGCCUCCGUACUGCCCUCCAGACUCUCUCACCCAGACCCGUCUGUCUGCCGUCUGUCUACAGCACAUUUACCUUCCUCAGGUGUACUGAACACACCUCUUCACCGGGUUUACAUUUACUUUCCUACAUUCCUACAUACUGUAUCUUUAGGUUGGUUUAGUUGGUGUUAGGUUGUCAGUCAGACAGAAGGUUUGUGAUGGCACUUCAGUUAAUCGUCUGGUUUCCACACAAAGAAACUAACUCUAACACUACUGAUCAUUCUCUCCUUCGUUACACGCAGCUUUCUAUCGUGUUUCAUUACACACAUUUUAGUUAAAGUUCUGUUUUCAGUUCCUCCGGCUGAUCAGACCCCCAGUCAGGUUGAAGUCUGGUGGAGUUCUGCUGGAAGUGACAUGAUGCAGAGUGAAGGAGAUGUCUGCUCAUGUUCACAGUCUUGAGAAGAGGUUUUUUUUAUUACUUGUGGGCAGCGCAACAAACUGAAAAAUAUGAAGUUGAGAUGGUGAACAUGUUAGCAAACAGUCACAAACUGUGUUUAUGUGGUGUUGGGCCCAUAGCGUACGAAGGGUCAUCAGAGCUUUUUCACUGUGAUCAGCUGCCUGCUGCUGCAGGUUGAUCAGAGCAGAGGUUUGGACUGUAAAACCAAAACAAUGAGCUAAAAGAAGCUAAAAAAGCUCUGUGUUCAUCACCACAAAUGACCCCUUUACACAUUACACAU